Messenger RNA from Dentiscutata erythropus, 181 nucleotides. Lineage: Eukaryota; Fungi; Glomeromycota; Glomeromycetes; Diversisporales; Gigasporaceae. The record is from the annotation of a GenBank genome assembly.
AUUACAGUGUGAAGUUCGAAGAACCUAUGAUAAGGAAAUCCUUCUAACGUUUGAUGUAUCAGGCAAAUAUUAUGGAAAGCAAUUGCGUAAACCUUAUGAAGAGGAGGAAGUUUCUUCUGGCGAUAAACGUUCCAGUGAGGUUUUAAAACCAGAUUCAAUUUCCUCUGUGCAGACCAAGAAG